AUGAUCCCUGAGUACAAUGCCGCGGGAAGAAACCUGCUCUUUCGUGGAGCCCCACACUGCUCGUGGACGCGGCCCUUGUUUCGUCAUGCGUGCUUGUCUAAAUGCAUGAAACAGUGUGUGUUGGUGGAGAACGGGGGCGCGGCUUUAUGUUUGCGUUUCUCCCAUCCGGUUCAUAUAUGGAAGGCAUACCACCUGCAGCAAAACGCUUCUGCAUUGCCUCGCUUUGCUGCCGAGCAGCUCGACUCCGAGAGCUUGUCAUUCGCCGAUGUUCAGCUAACAAUCGAGCAUGCAAAGCAAGGAAAGCAUCUGUCCACUCUUUUCCCUGUCACGCUACUUUCCGUUCUGUUCCUCCGGUCCUCAAUUAUCCACCUAGUUCGAUUCAAAAGGGAUUGA
Molecule: messenger RNA, 393 nt
Organism: Toxoplasma gondii ME49
Lineage: Eukaryota; Apicomplexa; Conoidasida; Eucoccidiorida; Sarcocystidae
Exons: 2
Coding region: 1-393 (130 amino acids)
Source: RefSeq, a predicted model, not a curated record